Molecule: messenger RNA, 492 nt
Organism: Cicer arietinum (chickpea)
Lineage: Eukaryota; Viridiplantae; Streptophyta; Magnoliopsida; Fabales; Fabaceae
Source: RefSeq, a predicted model, not a curated record
CAAUGGGGGUAGUGUUCUCAUCUUAACUCAUUCCACUUACAAAAAUAAUAUAAGGUAUAGUAAUUUAAAAAGAAGAAAAAAAGGAAAGAAAUUCGAAAAAAGGAAAAUAUGGAGAGGGCAACGUUUUUGCUUUUGCUAUGUCUCUUGGCUGGUACGAUGUCAACGGUUAAGGGUGAAGACCCUUACUUCUAUUUCACAUGGAAUAUCACCUAUGGUACAAUCUCCCCUGCAGGUGUUCCUCAACAGGUUAUUCUUAUCAACAACGAAUUUCCUGGACCCAACAUCAACUCCACUAGUAACAAUAACAUCGUAGUUAAUGUCUUCAACAACCUCGAUGAGCCAUUCCUUUUCACAUGGGCUGGAAUUCAGCAAAGGAAGAACUCAUGGCAAGAUGGUGUAGCAGGAACAAACUGUCCCAUCCCAGUAGGAUCAAACUUCACAUACCAUUUUCAAGUGAAGGAUCAAAUCGGUAGAAAUAAAAUAACAACUUAA